Cyphellophora europaea CBS 101466 is the source of this 675-nucleotide messenger RNA. RefSeq lists its product as uncharacterized. Lineage: Eukaryota; Fungi; Ascomycota; Eurotiomycetes; Chaetothyriales; Cyphellophoraceae. The transcript has 3 exons. The record is from RefSeq and is a predicted model, not a curated record. The coding region runs from base 1 to 675 and encodes 224 amino acids. Gene Ontology annotation, cellular component: proton-transporting two-sector ATPase complex, catalytic domain. Gene Ontology annotation, biological process: proton transmembrane transport. Gene Ontology annotation, molecular function: proton-transporting ATPase activity, rotational mechanism.
AUGUCGUCCAACCACGCUCUCUCCGACGAUCAGGUCGCAAAUGAGCUCAAGAAGAUGACGGCCUUCAUUCGGCAAGAAGCACUCGAGAAGUCCCGUGAGAUCCAACUCAAAGCCGACGAGGAAUUUGCAAUCGAGAAAUCGAAGCUUGUCCGUGAAUCCACGGCCGACAUUGACGCCGAGUACGAGAAGAAGUUCAAGCAGGCCUCCAUGUCGCAGCAAAUCACCCGCUCUACACAAGCCAACAAGACGCGACUACGUGUACUGUCUGCGAGGCAGGAGCUGCUCGACGAACUAUUCGAGAAGGCGAGGGGCAAGCUGGGUGACGCGAGCAAGGGGAAGCAGUACGACGAUACGCUCAAGGACCUAAUCCUCGAGUGCAUGUAUAUGAUGGGCGAGAAGAAGAUUGGUCUCAGAUGCAGAAAGGCCGACAAGGGCAAGGUCGAGUCUGCGUCGAAGAAAGCUGGCGAGGAGUACAAGAAGAACAUGGGCGGCGAGAUUGAAGCAGUGAUUGAUGAGAAGAACUGGCCUGGCGGCGUCUUCGUCCUCAGUGGCAGCGGCAAGAUCGAACUCAACAACACAUUCGAGGAGCGGCUACGUAUGCUGGAGACGGAGGCACUACCGACGAUGCGGGCGACCCUCUUCGGGGAGAACGAGAACCGUCAUUUCCGCGAUUAG